Molecule: messenger RNA, 450 nt
Organism: Prorocentrum cordatum
Lineage: Eukaryota; Dinophyceae; Prorocentrales; Prorocentraceae
Source: the annotation of a GenBank genome assembly
GUGCCCGCCGUCGGCCGCAAGACACUCGUCUUCACGAACCGGGUGACGUCCUGCAAGGCCGUGGCGCGGGGCAUGCGCGAGCACGGCGUCAGCGCCGUGGCCAUGCACGGCAACAUCCACCCCAAGAAGCGCGCCGAGAUCUGGCGCGACUUUAGCGGCGGUGGUGCCGACGUCAUGGUGUGCACAAACCUGGCGUCCCGCGGACUCGACUUCAAUAACGUCCACCACGUCAUCAUGUACGAGUUUCCGCUGAACCUGGCCGACUAUCUGCACCGCGUGGGCCGCACGGCGCGCGGCGGCAGAGCCGGGCGCGUGACCACGAUCACGCCCAGGAGGUACUGGCCGUUUGUCACCAAGAUCCAGGAGGCGGCGAAGACUGGCAAGCCCAUCGAGGUGAGGCACGCGACGAAGAACAUCAAGAGGAUACUGGCGAUAGAGCAGUACCAGAAG